GAGUUUUGUAGUCCAGCUGCGUUGCUGUGUACGGCCAAGCCUUUGACGGGGAAGCGGUGUUUGCAACAAAUACUUGAAAUACUGUACAGAACAUGAUGGCUUCUAUGCUGCUGAAGUCAUUGCAGAGCUCCCCUGUCAGCCCCUCGUGGGCUGUGCGUUUUGCCGCACGAUCCCUUAGCACGACAACUCAGCUACAGACUCAAGCUCAGACAAAAAUCAAGAAGACACUGGCCCGUCCUGGCGUGAAGAACAUAGUACUGGUCGAAGGAGUACGAACCCCCUUCCUAUUGUCUGGAACUACCUAUGCUGACCUGAUGCCUCAUGACUUGGCCAGAGCAGCUCUACAAGGUCUUCUGCACAAAACAGGCCUACCUAAAGAUGCUGUGGACUACAUCAUCUAUGGAACAGUCAUUCAGGAGGUUAAGACAAGCAAUGUAGCAAGAGAGGCAGCGCUGGGUGCAGGCUUCUCUGACAAGAUCCCUGCUCACACAGUCACUAUGGCCUGCAUCUCCUCCAACCAGGCCAUGACCUCAGCCGUUGGCCUUAUUGCUGCCGGCCAGUGUGAUGCCGUCGUGGCAGGUGGGGUCGAGUUCAUGUCUGACGUUCCUAUCCGUCACAGCCGCAAGAUGAGGAAGACUAUGCUUUCACUCAACAAGGCAAAGACCCUCGGCCAGAGGCUCAGUUUGAUUGGGAGCAUCAGGUUGGCACACCUCUCACCAGAACUUCCAGCUGUAGCCGAGUUCUCCACAGCCGAAACAAUGGGCCACAGUGCUGACCGCCUGGCUGCUGCAUUUGGGGUUUCCAGAGUGGAGCAGGAUGAGUUUGCUCUGCGAUCGCACAGUUUUGCUAAAAAGGCCCAGGAAGCAGGUUUGCUGCAGGAUGUCAUCUCCUUUAAAGUGCCAGGCCGUGAUAUUGUUUCCAAGGACAACGGCAUCCGUCCAUCCUCCAAGGAGCAGAUGGCCAAACUGAAACCAGCCUUUGUUAAACCUCACGGCACUGUCACUGCCGCCAACUCCUCCUUCUUGACUGACGGUGCCUCUGCUGUGCUCAUCAUGUCUGAAGAGAAAGCUCUGGCAAUGGGCUACAAGCCUAAAGCCUACCUGAGAGACUUUGUCUACGUGUCCCAGGACCCCAAAGAUCAGCUGCUUCUGGGGCCAACGUAUGCUACACCCAAAGCCUUAGAACGUGCUGGCUUGACCAUGAAUGACAUUGACGUGUUUGAGUUCCAUGAGGCGUUUGCGGGUCAGAUUAUGGCAAAUCUGAAGGCUAUGGACUCUGAUUGGUUUGCCCAGACAUACAUGGGCAGAAAAUCAAAAGUGGGUACUCCCCCCAUGGAGAAGUUCAAUAACUGGGGAGGCUCUCUGUCCUUGGGUCAUCCAUUCGGUGCCACUGGUUGCAGACUGGUCACCAUGGUUGCACACAGACUGCAGAAAGAAGGAGGACAGUAUGGACUUGUCGCAGCAUGUGCUGCUGGAGGACAGGGUCACGCCAUGGUGAUUGAAGCCUACCCCAAGUAAAGCUUGUGAUGAAACUGAUGAUGUUGGUUAGCGAUGGAAAUUUACAAGACCGACAAACACUCAUACACGUACAGUACUUACAGCCCGAUUGUAUAUAUUUGCACCGCUUUGCCUUGAUUAGACAGGAGUCAAUCUAGAGUGCAUGUCAGCCUUGUGAAAAAUGGCUGUUAAUCUAUAGCAGUGAAAUGUUGAGGAAUGUCACCUGUUGGUUUUAGGGAAUGGCAGGGGCAUGGUGUCAGCACUUUCUCUGAUGUAUCAUGACAAAGUUAAAGCCUUCAGAUGAGCAAAGGUUAUGGCAUUCUUUAUACUGUUAGAAUGUUGUUUCUUACAAACUGUUGGAAUUAAAUGAUGUGAUGAUAC
This is a messenger RNA of Phycodurus eques (leafy seadragon), 1877 nucleotides long. RefSeq names its product hydroxyacyl-CoA dehydrogenase trifunctional multienzyme complex subunit beta (gene hadhb). Gene Ontology annotation, biological process: fatty acid beta-oxidation. The transcript has 16 exons. Bases 93 to 1517 code for a protein of 474 amino acids. Gene Ontology annotation, molecular function: acyltransferase activity, transferring groups other than amino-acyl groups. Lineage: Eukaryota; Metazoa; Chordata; Actinopteri; Syngnathiformes; Syngnathidae. The record is from RefSeq and is a predicted model, not a curated record.